AUGGAGGUUGCCUCCACAGAAGCCAGCAGCAGCUCCCAGGGAGGCACCGGCUGGCGGGAUCUUACCCUUGUCACCUGCACUGAAACGGUGACUUUCACUGAAGUGGUGGCAGAAGAGGAGUGGGGAUCCUUUUACUAUUCUUUUAAGACAGAGCAGCUGGUGACUCUUUGGAUUCUCUUUAUUGUCACAAUUUCUGGAAAUGCCAUCGUGCUCUUCUCUACCUGGAGGAGGAAGCGGAAAUCUCGAAUGACCUUCUUCGUUACACAGUUGGCAAUCACAGAUUCAUUCACGGGACUCAUAAACAUAAUGACUGACAUAAUUUGGCGCUACACUGGAGAUUUCAUGGCUCCUGAUAUUGUUUGCAGAGUCGUUCGCUACUUCCAGGUGGUCCUUCUGUAUGCCUCGACUUACGUCCUUGUGUCACUAAGCAUAGACCGGUAUCAUGCCAUAGUUUACCCAAUGAAGUUCUUGCAAGGAGAAAGACAGGCGAAGGUUCUCAUUGGAGUGGCCUGGAGCCUCUCUUUCCUGUUUUCCAUACCGACUCUGAUUAUUUUUGGGAAACGGCAGCUCUCCAACGGGGAAGUGCAGUGCUGGGCUCUCUGGCCUGAUGACUCCUACUGGAUACCCUACAUGACAGUGGUGGCUUUCCUGGUGUACUUCAUUCCUCUGAUCAUUAUCAGUGUCAUAUACUCAAUCGUGAUUCGAACCAUUUGGAUGAAGAGCAAAGCUCAGGCUGUCAUCAUAUCCAGCUGCCCUGGUGGCAAAACCUCUGCUGGCUACAGCAGUCGCGGGUUCAUAUCCAGGGCGAAAGUGAAAGCAAUCAAGUACAGCAUCGUAAUUAUCCUUGCAUUUGUUCUCUGUUGGAGCCCUUACUUUCUUUUUGAUAUCCUGGACAACUUCAACCUACUCCCUGAGACCAAAGAGCGUUUCUACGCAUCUGUGAUCAUUCAGAACCUGCCAGCCUUGAACAGUGCCAUCAACCCCCUCAUCUACUGCCUCUUCAGCAACCGCCUCUGCCCCCCUUUCGAGGAAAGAAGAACUCAAAGGCUGGGGGGGACUUUCCGGGACAGGAGCGAUGGAGGGCAGGAGAUGCAGGUCCUGUCCAAACCAGAAUACAUCUAGCACAGACGACGCUCCACAAAGCUACGCCAGGACCUGUACUGAGGCGCACUGUGAGCGGUCAGACACUGGCUGGGAAGAGCCUGCUCCUCACUGCUGUUGAGCAGCACAUGUAUUUUGGAUUUCUACUGCAGCUUCCACAAUCGCACACUGCCGGUGCCGAACU
Molecule: messenger RNA, 1285 nt
Organism: Tyto alba (common barn owl)
Lineage: Eukaryota; Metazoa; Chordata; Aves; Strigiformes; Tytonidae
Gene: NPSR1
Product: neuropeptide S receptor 1
Exons: 9
Coding region: 1-1122 (373 amino acids)
Biological process (GO): positive regulation of release of sequestered calcium ion into cytosol; neuropeptide signaling pathway
Cellular component (GO): cytoplasm; membrane
Molecular function (GO): neuropeptide receptor activity; vasopressin receptor activity
Source: RefSeq, a predicted model, not a curated record